This is a messenger RNA of Megachile rotundata (alfalfa leafcutting bee), 2936 nucleotides long. It is a transcript of the gene hd, whose product is annotated as humpty dumpty. The record is from RefSeq and is a predicted model, not a curated record. Gene Ontology annotation, cellular component: nucleus. Gene Ontology annotation, biological process: nuclear DNA replication. NCBI's taxonomy places the organism in Eukaryota, Metazoa, Arthropoda, Insecta, Hymenoptera, Megachilidae.
ACUAUACCGCGUUGGGGACCUCUCCUGUUUAUAGUUUAUACAGUCAGCUGUGUACGUUUAGUUUUUAAUGAAUUCAUUCGAUGAUUUUAUUAAAUUGAUAUGAAAAGUUCGAUUAAUGUUGUGUGUGUCUUAUACCAUUAUUUCGUUCAUACCGCCUGUCUAAAUAUAAUAUGUGUACAUGAGAAUAUAAAAUGUUUGGAACUGUAACGUAUAUUCGUAUUAUACAUUGUGUUUGAAAAAUAAGAUUGUUUCCCUAUAAGUAUACGAAAUCGGAAAGUAAUGUUAUUCUUUGCAAACAUCGAUAUCAUGUUUGUUUCCUUUUUAUAUUACUGAAUGUUUUAUAAACCUUUUAUGUGAUAAAAUUUUACAUACAUCAAUGGAGGGCUUAGAAAAAGUGCAAGCAUCAGAAUGGAAGAGGCCUGAUCAAGUAAUGCAGUUGCAUCGUUUGAAAGUGAAGAAACGUGCAUUGCAAGCACGUAUAAAUAAUAUACGUGUUGAUCAAAAUGACUCUACAGUGAAAUCUAACAAAUGUAACAACAGCUUCAGUCAGUUUACAGGCCAGAAACGUAAAAAUCCUUUUGCUAAGGAUGAAAUUUGUAAAAAGUCAAAUAUUACAUCUGUAGAAUUAGAAGCUAGUAACGAUAAUACACUGUUUGAAUUAUUAAACAUUGAACCACCAAAAGCAGACAACGUGGAAAAUUCGAUAUUAGAUGGUUCUUUAACAUUUAGCAAUGCUCUUUCGAAAUUAGAAGUACAUAAGAAUUUUGUAGAAUCUGAGACACCGAAAGGUGAAAAAUAUAUUCCAAUAGAUUGGACUUUAAAAACUAAAAUGAGAUUCAUGUCUCCAAAACCUUUCCCAUGGAAUUGCAAAUUAAAGACAAGUGAAGAAGCUUCUGGUACAACUGGUUUUGUAAGGUGUUUAGAUAUCAGUGAAAAAGAUUCAACUUUAGACACUAGUCCAAAUGCAAGAUUACAUAGAUGUUGCUUAGUGUGGCAACAUCCUUCACUACCAUGGCUAGAAUUAUUUCCUCGCUCUGCUGGCAAAGUGAGUGCUAAUUUAACAAGUAACUUCACAAUAGUAAAUAAUCUACCUGUCAAAGAUGCUCUUUAUAAAGAAUGGAGCGAAAGUUUUAGAUCACUUUUCCAUUUAUUAAGAGCACGGCAGUGUCCAUAUUUUUAUGUUUGUGCAAAUAAUUUCACUGCCUUGUUUCGUGCUGCUGGAAUUUGUGGAAUUUCUGAAGCUCAUGCUUUUUUAACACCUACAACGCGUGGUUUUCGACAAUUUUUAAAACAAGAAGAACUGUUUUUUAUAGAAAUUAAAUAUACAAUGCCAUUGAGGAAAGACUCUAAGAGAUACUCGGAUGGAGCUGAUUCAGGUUGUGUAACAUCAGAUUUAAGCGAGUCCAGUCCUACAGCAGUAUUGAACAACCCAGAGGAACAGAAUUUUGAUGAUGAUGAAGAUGAAACACAAGCUGAAUGGCUGCAGAGUUUAGGAGUAGAGAAUUCUGAAAUUCAGAAAAUUAAUAGUUCACAGGCAAGAAUGACUUUGGAGAAAGAAACUGAAAUAGAUAAUUUGAAGCAUUCCCUCAUUUUCGUGAAAGGAGUGGAAGCACAGGCAUUAUUCAAUUUUCUAAUUAAUUGUAAAUCUGCUAUUACAAUAACUGGUCCUUUAGCAGGAGUGCCUCCAACUCUUUUAGCACCUGUAGCUUUUCAUGGUGCUACAUUAAAAUCUAUAAAGGUUAAAGAAAGUAAAGUACGCAUUGAAAAUGAAAGAUAUUUUUCCUUGGAACUAAAAGGGCCUCUUUUGCCACAUGUGUUACCUUCCCUUUGUUCCUUAAUGAAAUCUAGCCAAUUGGAACAAUACUCUGCAAGUUGUGCACAAUUAAAUGCAACAACUGCCUUCUCAGCAGCUAAACAAGGACUUGAAGAGACGGAAUCAGAAGGUGGGUCAAAAAUGCCGCAAAAUGUUUUUGGCAAAGAAAAUUUGAGUGAUUGUGGAUUCAGUGAUGAAUUAUUACAAUAUUUUUGCAAUCCUGACCCAAGUCACAUUCAACUCGUAGAAAGUAUAAAAUUUUCAAAUAAUUUAUAUACAUGGUCUUGACGAAUGAUUAUAACAAUCAUUAUUAAUUAGUCUUUAAUUAAUUACGUUUAUAAGUUCGUUUGGCAAUAAUUAUAUUUUAUAAACGUAUGUGAAUAGUGUGACGAUAUAAUUUAUAGUAAAAACGAUAACAAUUGCAACAUAGUUCUUAAAAGAUUAACGAUAAUAUAAUUAUAAUUAAUAGAAUAAGUUUAAAAACGAUUAUCGUCGUAACAUAGUAAUAAUUUUCGCUAUUCUUUUAUAAUUGCUACUACUGCCGGUGUCAAAGCUGUUUUAAUCGUUAUAAGUAAUCAUGAAAAUUCAUAAUGUAGGCAGGAGAGUUAGACAUUAUUCGAAUACCUUCCAGAUAUAAGUUUCGAAAAUCCAGUUAUUCUAAAAGUAACGAAUAACAUUUAAUCAGAACAACGGUUUAAAUACUUGAUACUUUUGGAAUAACUUUGUUUCGUUAAAAACUUUUUGAAAUGAUCUCAUUCUUUACGUCUAACGUAUUUUCAUUGAAUAAUAUUUUUUGUUAUUGUCGAAUAUCCAUUACAUCGGAUAUUCGUUAAUUACAAUUAUUUAAAAUUUGUAAUUCAAAUAUUAUUCGAAUAAUGGCCAAUUCUGUAUAAAUAUUUCAGGUUAUAAAAAAAUUUUUGUUCAAUCACUGUAGUAUGUAUCAGGAUCACUUAUACACAAUAUGAAUAGUCUAGUCAUUUUUUCUGAAAUUCUUACAACAGUUCAGUUUGUAACCAGUUUAUAUGCUACAUUAUCAAAUAUUUCAUACCAUUUCAAUAGAUGUUACACACAGUUAUUUUUGAAUGCAAUAACAGUAACAAUUGAAUAUCUAUUGCAAAAAUGU